Molecule: messenger RNA, 5591 nt
Organism: Salvelinus fontinalis (brook trout)
Lineage: Eukaryota; Metazoa; Chordata; Actinopteri; Salmoniformes; Salmonidae
Product: homeobox protein Hox-A2b-like
Exons: 2
Coding region: 198-1277 (359 amino acids)
Biological process (GO): regulation of DNA-templated transcription
Molecular function (GO): DNA-binding transcription factor activity, RNA polymerase II-specific; DNA binding
Source: RefSeq, a predicted model, not a curated record
AGAGGUAAUCAUGUGACAAGUAAUACGGUCCAAUUUCAACGGUGUCUCCAUGAAAGCAAUAUAGUUUAAUGGCAACGCUGUCCCCAUACGGCCGUAAUCAGCAACAUUGUUGGAAAACACUUGUCACGAAAUUUCAUAAUUUUCUCCUCGCCCACAAAAUUACGAGCGGUGACUUUUCCAAGACAAGAAGAUAGGAGAUGAAUUACGAAUUUGAGCGAGAGAGCGGUUUUAUCAAUAGUCAGCCGUCGCUUGCGGAGUGCCUGACAUCUUUUACCCCUGUCGGUGAUGCAUUUCAAAGUUCAUCAAUCAAGAACUCGACGCUUUCACAGUCGACACUGAUUCCUCCUCCUUUUGAGCAGACCAUUCCCAGCCUCCACCCGGGCAGCCACCCACGCCACAGCCGGUCAAAGCAGAAUCUGAAUGGAGUCUGUAGCCCUCUGCCAGCCGCAUCCCUACCCCCGGAGUACCCUUGGAUGAAGGAGAAGAAAGCCUCCAAGAAAAACCACCAGACUCCUGCCACAGCUACAACUCCCGACACUGCGCCACUUCACUUCUCUCCCCAAGGGUCGCCAGAGAUUGCAGAGAGCGGUGGCGGGGGAUCUCGGAGGCUGAGGACAGCGUACACCAACACCCAGCUAUUGGAGUUGGAGAAGGAGUUUCACUUCAACAAGUAUCUGUGCAGACCCCGGCGGGUGGAGAUAGCCGCUUUACUGAAUUUAACUGAGAGGCAGGUGAAAGUCUGGUUCCAGAACCGCAGGAUGAAGCACAAGAGACAAACCCACUGCAAGGAGAACCAGAACGGCGAGGGGACAUUCACUAGUCUGGAGGACGGGAGAGAGGAGGACUUCGAACAGGCUGGUAACAAUGUAGGCCUACCCGCCGGCGCGCUUCUGGAGAGGGGAAGCUGCUCUGUUCACCAGAAUACCUUAACUUCACAACAACAGUCUCAGAAUGCACACAAUCACAAUGGAGAUUCCCAAAGCUCAACUGCUUCGCCUUUAAACAGCGAUGACAAAAAUCUGAAACAUUUUCCUAACCCGGCACCCACUGUUCCUAUAUGCGUGUCAACAAUAGGCCCGGACUGCGCAUCUGGCGGGGACAAUGCCCAUUCCCCGGCCCUGGACGUCUCUUUGCAGGACUUUCACGUUUUCUCAUCGGAUUCCUUCUCUCCAAGUUUGUCAGAUUCUAUAGAUAGUCCAAUGGGUUUAUCAUCUGAAGGUUUCGAUUUUUUCUCAGAAACGCUUACAACAAUCGACCUGCAACACUUGAGCUACUAACUAUUCUAAAAGAGAAAACAACUCAAACAUCUUAGUUUAGGAAGAGCUUCCUAUCUUCCAUGUCCUUACAAAUAACUGGCUUCCGUUUUUAUUUUGAUGUAAUUGCCUAAUUAAUUAAUACAUGGCUCCAAUGAGGUAAGUUUGAAAACAAUAAAUUCAUCAAUUGUAUAGUUUUUUUUAAAGAUGCCAAUAUUAUGCCUCCAAAUAAUAAUAUACAACAUCUUUUCAUUUUAGUAUCAUUUUCAGGUACAAUAAUGUUAUAAAUAGCCUAUUUUCUUAGAAUAAAACUGUGCUUAUUUACGAGAGAUACUCAUCAUCAUGUCCUUUACUAUUUUCCAUUCACUUGAACGUUUGUUUCCAUUACUUAAACAAUUUGGUUUUAAUUUAGCAUGCAAUGGGUCUGAAAAUAAUUGUCUCAAUAUUCUUAGAAUAUUCUUAGAUUUGAGACAUAUUCUUACAAAGAAUAUUGUUUCAACAAGUGAUCUUUUUAUGAUGAAAUCUUUCAUUCAGAAUGGCAGGCAAAACUCUUCCUCCUGAAAUAUAUCAAGUGGUUUUAAAUGGACAAUAGUGAGCGGAUUUUAUCAUCUCAUAAACGGAAAUCACAAAUAUAAACUACUGAACCGACACUGCGAUAAUUUCCAAACAUAAUUUCACCCCAAAACAAUAAAAUAACAGACUUAGAAUACUUCCAAUAAUAAUAGGCUACUUCUAAUGAAGUUACAAUAAAUAUUUUCCAACUGUAGCUUGUUUUGCUCUUGAAUAUUUUCCCUGGAAAGUAGCGAUGAUUGAAUUAGCCAUAGGCUAUGGACUAGAGCUGUUGAAUGAGACAUAGAUUACAUUGUUUCUGAGUCCAUAAAUCACAGUAGUUUAUGAUUGAGGACGUCAUUAAAGAGAUUAAUUGCCGUAGUACAUGCGCAAAUAAAAACAAUCUUCCUAUUGGGGGAUACCGGGAGUCCUCGGCCAAAAGCUGUAACUUUGUUGACGUUCUACAAUUACAUUUUAUAGCCUAUAAAACUUACAUCUUGGGGAGGAGGGGGAGUAUAGCCUACUACUUCACACUACGUAAUUCAAUCCGCUGUUCAAAGAGAUUCAUGUUUUUUGCCUCUUUAAAUCUUUAUUUCUUUAUUUUUACAGUAUUUAAACUAAACAAUUAGUGUCGACUACGUAGUUAUUAUUUCCCAACUAAACCCAGUCUGUUAAUUGACUAGGCUAUAUGUUUGCAAUUAACAUAUUAUAAUAUUACUAAAUAGACUAGGAAUAAUGUGCACUUGCUGAACGGGUAAAUUAAAUCCAUGGCACUGUUUAUUAUGAUUAUAUUUAAUAUAUGGAAACGUAUUAUGAUCACUUUUCAGACUAUUUUGGUUGAAUAUUUUAACACAAUUCGUUGAUUACAAUACGACAUGCUGUAAUCCUAGCCUAGUCUACCAUGUCAAUGGUAAAUCACUGCUCAGAUAGGAUGCUCUAAAUCUGAUAGUUCCUCUACAAAUCGGUAUAGGCCUAGUGAAUAAAAUAUAAGAUAGGGAUAUCCAAUUAAGGGUACAAAAGACUAUUUUCUUUCACAAUGAUUAGGCCCUGUAUCACAACACCAGACGCACUAACAAUGGCAUAGUGUGCUAGGCUACGCUAGACUAGAGCGUGCUUAUUUUAGUGGGCCUGCGGAUAGGGGGAUACGGUCAGACCACCGCCAUUUUCUACGACUACACCAUCGAACGGUCAGCAUGCUGUCUGACGCUAGUUAUUAGCUGUCUUUCAAACAAUAGUAUGCAAAUACAUUGUUUUUUAAAAAAAAUCUAAUUUACGACAAAUUCCGUUCUUUAAUGUAGGAUUAUAUUGAACAAAUGUGACAGAAACAUGUUUAAGAAAAUACAUUUGGUCGGGGAUGGACUAUAAAUGUAGCCUAGUAGCCUGUAGCCUUCUGCCAUACAAUCUAUAGUAGGUCCUUUUAAACUAAAUAUGCAUUAUUGAGAGUAAAAUCGAAAAAUGUAGUCUAUGAAACAAUUGAAAUUAAAUUAUAAUCUCUAUAAAUCUAAUCUGAAGAGUGCAACAAAUCAUGCUCUUGUAGUCUUGUCACAAAAAUUCACAAAGGUAGACAAGUAAUAACUAAGAUUAUCUGGCUGAUAUGACAAUGAUACAUUUAUUGGGUUGAAUCCAUUGAAUCUCACCCAAAAAGUGCAUUAUUCCUUUCCCAAACGGCAACCUAUUCCCUACACUGUAAAACCGGAUACAUUCUGGCUACUCAAACAUUUAGAAGAAACAAUUACCUAAAAACUUAAAUAGCUGAAGUGAGCAGUACUACCUUCCUAUGAGUAAUAAAAAUGCAUUUCUUUUGAGUAAGGUAUACUUAAAUUUAACGCCACCAUUAAGCCACGCCUCCAAGAAUUUCUCAGUGUGCCUCGCCUUUUCGAUUGAAUUGAAGAGUUACCACCCACGACUGUAUUUGUUAGUGACAGAGACAUCGUUGUAGAAUUUGUUCAAUUUCAGUCCGAGGGCAUUCACUAAGUGUGUUCUUAGGGGAACAUUAUAAUUGAACCAUUACAUAUAUCAAAAGGCCUCAUACAGUGGCCUGAAACUCAUAGUUUACAGGCCACAUCGGGCCUGCAAGUAGGGUUGUAAAAUUCCUUACAUUUUUCCAGUAAUCUUCCAACCAGGAUUUCUGGUAAACCUAGGAAAUUCACCAGAAUUUUGCAACCCUUACUGUCAAUCAUAUUAUACUGGCUUGCAAAGUGAUGUGUAAUUCCUAUUGGAAUCUAGCCAGCAUUAGGCUAUCCAACAGUUGAAAUGUGUAUUCACUUGCAACCUACAUUCAUAAUGACUGCCAGUGGGAGCCAUUUAAACUGGAACAAUUUCAGUAAGGGGUGCAAAAAUCCAAUGAUUGGACUAGUUUAGAAAACAAUUAUUUAUCUUUGAUUUAUUAAAUGUUAUGAUACACAAUCACUGAGUGUACAUUCAAAAACACAAAUCAAAUGAAAAAAAAAUCCACCUGCAGUAGAGCAUGCUGGUAAAUUUUUUAAUUUGUUAUCAUAUAUCUUACAAAUAUUUAGUUGGUGUGACUUCUCAUUUAGUUGAGUCAGUACCACAUCAAUAUUUUAAGUAAUAAUGACUAGUCAUUGACUUUGAGUACAACUUACUAGAAGUAUUUGAGGUAAAAAUGCCAUCGACUUUACAGUGUAUCUAGUGCACUACUGUUUUUUACCAGGGCCCUAUAUCUCAUGUGAUUAUUCAUAGUUUUGCUCAUGUCAACUCCACUAUGAUGUACUACUGUACCCCAGUCCUGUCUGUCCAUAACUCCAUGAUUAGUUUGUCCACAACACUGAAGGGGGACACAGGUGGUGAACUAUCAUUAUGUGAGUUGUGACAGGAGAGAUUUGAAGUUAAAUGGUAAAAAAAUCCUGAGCCGUUUCAAAACACCACCCGAGUAGGUUAAUCCCUGUAAGCCGAGGAGGCAGUCAGUCACUUUCAAGCUUUGCUUUUGACUUGAAACAAACUGUAAAUGUAACACCUCUGAAACCUCAGCCCAAUGCCCCUGCAGGGCCAAUGAAAGUCAGUCUGAGGAACAAUCAACAGAGCUUGGAUCAAGACCUGACUGUGUGCUCCCAAACUCACAGUAGAACUUUCCCUUCAAGUUGCCCUUAUGCCUAUGUACCUGCACAGUAAUAACUGUAGUAACAACAUUGUAGAUGGACCUGGGUUCAAGUAGUAUUUGUUUUUCUUUCAAAGUGCUUCUCUGGCUCAAUGGAACCAAUGGUAUAGUCCCAGAAGUGUAAACCUUGCCCAUCUGACACUCACUGCCGGGAUAGGAUCCCUCACUGCCGGGAUAGGCUCAAAGUGUUUGGGAAAAAACGAAUACUCUAUGAACCCAGGGCUGAUUUAGGGCUACCUGGAAGCAGUCCGCCAGCUGCUGUAGCCCUGCCAUAUACUUUCUGUUCUCAAUUUUGCAUCCAAAUUUAAGUAUUGUCUUUUCACCAAAAUGCUGUUGUUGACACAUGCGAACCCACACACGUACACAUACGUUCCUUUUCUGGUGCCAAUCAACCAAUGUCAGAAGGUAAAACAUUGGUAACUGACCUAAUUCAGGACCUGAAACCAGAUGAAAAACACAGUGAGCAGCGAGUGCAGUGCAUUGUGGGAGAGGAGAUCCGACACCGUUCAGCUCUCUCCCUGAAGAGGUCAAAGGUCAGGCCACCUCUCAUCUCCCUCACCACACAGGACGGAACCCCUGGUAGGUCAGCUGGGGGUCAACAGUGUGGUCCUAUCUGCUGCUCAGGUAAAGGUCAACAGGAAUGGAGGAUGUUUGAAUAUUGGUACAUUCUUACA